This is a messenger RNA of Homalodisca vitripennis (glassy-winged sharpshooter), 1400 nucleotides long. RefSeq lists its product as uncharacterized. The record is from RefSeq and is a predicted model, not a curated record. NCBI's taxonomy places the organism in Eukaryota, Metazoa, Arthropoda, Insecta, Hemiptera, Cicadellidae. The coding region runs from base 179 to 1264 and encodes 361 amino acids. The transcript has 5 exons.
CUGUGGAGUAACUUGGCUAUUAUGUGUUCUUAUCAUUGUUAGAGAUGUAGUUUAUUGUUAGAGAUGUAGUUUACCGCAUUAUUGUUUAACUAAGCAGUGACAGUUCUUGUGUUUGUUUCCUUGGAACAUCAACGAUGAGUUAGAUUUUAAUGUUAUUAGUCUGGAGAUCGACUUUGCAAUGUUGCCGAUGGAAGACGUAUACAUUUCGUGUGUCAUUUUUAUACUAUUGGUAUUGCUACCAAACCAGAAAGUCUCUUCCUCAGUUCAUAAAAUUGAAUUUCAAGAAAAUUUCAAAACAGACAACUUUGACAUCCCUGAGACUAUUGACAAUGAAAGCAACUCUGACAGUAACACAUUUAGAGAACAUCUCCCAAGAAAUAGUGAUUUCCACUCGAAACAAAUCCCAAUGUCAAAACAAGGGGGAAUUUUUCAUAAAAGAAUACAUACUAUUAUUCAUGAAACAAGUCUCCAGAAAAUGUCAGUAAAUUGUGACACAAAUAUAGAUGUAUGCGGGGAGUGCGGUGGAGUUAGCCGUGUUGACCACUGCAACGUAUGUGGAGGAGACAACCGCUGUGUCAGCUGCAACAGUACACCCGGCACCAAGCGUGAUGCAUGUGGCAGCUGUUCUGUGCCCGAGGGUAGCUCCUGGAAUGACUGCCGAGCUAUAGUCUCUGUGUAUCCGCUGGUGCUGGACAAGGCUGCAGGGACUGAAGUAGAGCUGGCAGUAGAGCUGACUUCAGCUGCUGCUGGAUAUCAAGACAUUAUGUGCACCAUCAGUCAGGAGACUCCAUCCCUUGUCCUUGUAAGUUCAGUUGUUCCUUUUUUUAUUUUUUUUAUGAAUGACAGGCACCAUGUAUGUAGAGCUGGCAGUAGAGCUGACUUCAGCUGCUGCUGGAUAUCAAGACAUUAUGUGCACCAUGAGUCAGGAGACUCCAUCCCUUGUCCUUGUAAGUUCAGUUGUUCCUUUUUUUAUUUUUUUAUGAAUGACAGGCACCAUGAAUGUAGAGCUGGCAGUAGAGCUGACUUCAGCUGCUGCUGGAUAUCAAGACAUUAUGUGCACCAUCAGUCAGGAGACUCCAUCCCUUGUCCUUGUAAGUUCAGUUGUUCCUUUUUUUUAAUUUUUUUUAUGAAUGACAGGCACCAUGAAUGUAGAGCUGGCAGUAGAGCUGACUUCAGCUGCUGCUGGAUAUCAAGACAUCAUGUGCACCAUCAGUCAGGAGACUCCAUCCCUUGUCAUUUCGUUCUUAUUUCAUAUUUAUCAUGAUGUACAAUGUACAAGGAAUAGUGUGACACAUGAAAAUUUUAGUAUUAUACAUAUUUAUACAUGAAUUCUGUUUAGUAAUUUACAUACACUUCAAUAAGCUAUUUAGAAACUGAAAUUAAGUUAGAAAGACCGAAUC